UUCCCAACACUCUUUAAUUUACUCGUUCCAUAUAACAAAGACCAUCCUAUAAUUCAAGUGACCAAAACCAAUCAAUAAUAAUGUCUAAACCACAUGCAGUGUGCAUCCCAUUCCCAGUACAAGGCCACAUAAACCCAAUGAUGAAACUAGCCAAGCUUCUACACCUAAAAGGCUUCCACAUUACCUUUGUCAACACCCAAUUCAACCACAACCGUCUCCUCAAAUCAAGAGGCCCUAACUCCCUCGAUGGCUUCCCCGAUUUUCGCUUUGAAUCCAUCCCGGACGGCCUCCCAAUGACCGAGCAAAAGGCCGAUGCUACGCAGGACAUUCUGUCCCUAUGUGUGUCCACUGAGAAGAACUGCAUAGGCCCCUUUAGAGAACUUCUCCUCCAGCUAAACGACAGUACUAGUAGCGGUGUUCCGCCAGUGAGUUGUGUCGUUUCGGAUGGCUUUAUGUCGUUUACAAUUAAGGCUGCUGAGGAAUUUGGUGUACCUAUAGCUCUGUAUUGGACUAUAAGUGCCUGCGGCUUCAUGGGAUUUCUACAUUAUCGGCAACUUCUUGAAAAGGAAAUAAUUCCAUUUAAAGAUGAGAGUUACUUGACAAAUGGGUAUUUAGACACAACAUUAGACUGGAUUCCAGGAAUGAACAACAUUCGACUAAAGGAUCUUCCUUCUCUCAUGCGCAUCAUGGAUCGAAAUGACAUAAUGUUUAACUAUAUAAUGAGACAAAUUGAGGCAUCUUAUAUUAAAGUUCCUUCUCUAUUCAACACUUUCCACCCAUUAGAGUACAAAGUCUUGGAAGCUCUCUUCCCCAUGAUCCCAAAUCAAAUUUACACUGUAGGCCCCAUCCACCUACUUCUCAAAAAGACUCAACCCAAAAGUUUGUCAUCCAUUGGAUCUAAUCUAUGGAAAGAAGAGCUUGAAUGCUUGCAAUGGUUGAAUUCUAGGGAGGCCAAUUCGGUGAUUUAUGUUAAUUUCGGCAGCAUCACGGCUAUGACACCUGACGAACUUGUUGAGUUCGCUUGGGGUUUGGCUAACAGUGGGAAACCCUUUGUUUGGAUUAUAAGACCCGACAUCAUUGAUGGAAACUCGGGAAUUAUUCCAACUGAGUUUGUGGAAGAGACAAGAGAAAGAUGUGUGAUUUGUAGUUGGUGUCCACAAGAAGAGGUUUUGAACCACCCUGCAAUAGGAGGGUUUUUAUCGCAUUGUGGUUGGAACUCGACACUGGAGAGUUUGAGCGCUGGAGUGCCAAUUAUUGGUUGGCCUUUCUUCGCUGAUCAACAGACUAAUUGUUGGUUUUUGUGUUCUGAUUUGGGUGUUGGAAUAGAAAUUGAUACAAAUGUGAAGAGAGAUGAAGUGGAAAAGCUUGUGAGAGAGUUGAUGGGUGGCGAAAAAGGUAAGGAAAUGAGAAAAAAGGCUAUGGAGUGGAAGAGAAUGGCUGAGGAAGUGGCGAAACCUUGUGGUUCUUCUAUGGUGAAUUUCGAUAAAUUGAUUGAAGAGGUUUUGCAAGGACCACUUUCAAAACCCUAAAUUAAUUUUAAUUGCUAUAAGAUAUAUUAAGGUACUAUCAAUGCCGAGAAAUUAUAUUAUAUGUGUGUUUUCUCUUACAUUGUUCUUGUGUGAGUAAUUUGUGAGAUUAUUAAACUUUAAUCAAUUAAUAUGGUUUUGAUAAUUUAACAAAUGUUUGUU
Messenger RNA from Cannabis sativa, 1688 nucleotides. RefSeq names its product 7-deoxyloganetin glucosyltransferase. The coding region runs from base 81 to 1529 and encodes 482 amino acids. Gene Ontology annotation, molecular function: UDP-glycosyltransferase activity. The transcript has 2 exons. The record is from RefSeq and is a predicted model, not a curated record. NCBI's taxonomy places the organism in Eukaryota, Viridiplantae, Streptophyta, Magnoliopsida, Rosales, Cannabaceae.